AUGGAAAAUUCACAAAACACCAAUCUUCAAACUCCUAAACCCACAAAGCUAUUCCAUCAUCACCUAGAAGAAGAAAAUGAAGAAGAAGAAGAAGCACUCUCUCUCCGAGAUCUUCCUCUCAACGCCGAGAAACCCAAUUUCACCGCCACCACAAGCACCACCGACGACCAUUGUCAACCGGAUCUUUUUGAGUUUCUCACCUCAACCUCCUACGACGUUUCUCCGGCAGAAAACAUAAUCUUCUGCGGAAAAAUAAUCCCUUUAAACUACCAAAAUGCUCUCUUUUCGCCUCCCGAACACAUUAGUCCCACGAUUCGCGCAAGAUCCGAGUCUUUAUCCGCUUUACAAGGCAAUAAACUUAACCGUCCCGUUUCACGUGACAAUGCCGGACCCAUGAGGACAAGCCGUUCUUUAGAUUAUCGCAAGCUCACACGUGGUCCAACCAGUCCAACCACCGUGCAUUCUCCAUCGGGAAAUGUUUCUCCGGCCAAAAGCACGGUGAAGCCUGAAAUGGCGACGUCUGGAAGUGGCAAAAGUGUUAGACCGAGAUGGUACGUGAUCAUGUUUGGAAUGGUCAAGUUUCCGCCGGCGAUCGAGCUAAAGGAUAUAAAGAGCCGUCAGAUUCGUCGGAAUGUUCCACCGGUUAUGUUUCCGUCUCCUGCUAACCGGAUGUCUCGUAGAUCUCGAUCCCCGUCACCGUCUCCUUCUUGGAGGUUGCUCAACGCUUUAAGUUGCAAGGAACCUACAAGCGUAGCUGCCACGGCACCAUUUUGGGUGCCCCAUGCGUAA
This is a messenger RNA of Microthlaspi erraticum, 789 nucleotides long. The record is from the annotation of a GenBank genome assembly. NCBI's taxonomy places the organism in Eukaryota, Viridiplantae, Streptophyta, Magnoliopsida, Brassicales, Brassicaceae.